Macrosteles quadrilineatus (aster leafhopper) is the source of this 1509-nucleotide messenger RNA. It is a transcript of the gene Rpn13, whose product is annotated as proteasomal ubiquitin receptor ADRM1-A. The transcript has 9 exons. NCBI's taxonomy places the organism in Eukaryota, Metazoa, Arthropoda, Insecta, Hemiptera, Cicadellidae. The coding region runs from base 267 to 1442 and encodes 391 amino acids. Gene Ontology annotation, molecular function: endopeptidase activator activity; proteasome binding; ubiquitin binding. Gene Ontology annotation, biological process: ubiquitin-dependent protein catabolic process. Gene Ontology annotation, cellular component: nucleus; proteasome regulatory particle, lid subcomplex; cytoplasm. The record is from RefSeq and is a predicted model, not a curated record.
CGGCUCCCCUUCCCUUUUCAUCUUCAUCGUCUGUUGUUGGUCUGUUUGCGUUGUUGGUACAGAGUUUUGCAUAUUUCAGUAACUUAUUUUAUUUUAGAACAUAAAAGUUAAGUUAAUAAUCUAGGCCUAGGUUUGUAUUCAUUGCCUACACCUGCUAUUCAACUAUUAAGCGUCAGUUUACGAUACAGCUGAUCUACAGAAACUGUCCUAGAAUCCUGUAUUCGGAAAAUUUACUAGUGAUUGUUCUUGCUACUCAAAAGGUCAAGAUGCCUGCAGGAGGAGCUUUGUUUGGCAGUUCAGCAUCUCGCUCUCAAAGCAAGAAUCUGGUUGAAUUCAAAGCUGGAAAAAUGACAAUGAAAGGGAAAAUGGUUCAUCCUGACAAAAGGAAGGGUUUAGUGUAUGUCUAUCAAUCAGAAGAUUCAUUGAUGCACUUUUGCUGGAAAGACCGUGGCUCUGGAACUGUGGAAGAUGAUUUAAUUAUCUUUCCUGAUGAUUGUGAGUUCAAAAAAGUCGCUCAGUGUACCACGGGACGAGUUUAUGUACUGAAAUUCAAGUCAUCAAACCGAAAAUUUUUCUUCUGGAUUCAGGAACCUAAGACUGAGAAAGACGAGGAUAAUGCUCGUAAGAUCAACGAGGUUCUGAACAACCCUCCGACACCAGGGAGAAGCGGAGGAGUCACACCUGAUGAGAAUCUCCAGAAUCUGCUACAGAACAUGUCACAGCAGCAGUUGAUGCAAUUGUUUGGAGGUGUGGGACAGAUUGGAGGUCUCUCGAGCCUUCUUGGGACCAUCAGCCGUCCCUCCACCAGUCAGUCUAGCAGCAGUCGAGCAGCAGCCCCUGCUAGUGGUGGUACCACUGCAGCCAGCGCUACCACUACGCCUAAAUCUUCCACGGCUCCUGCGCAGCCCUCAACACCUCGGCCUAAGCCUCCAUCAUCUGCAGAGAGUGGCAGCACCCAGAAUCCCAUACAGCUAAGCGAUCUACAGAACUUCCUCUCAGGCCUGGGAGUUGCUGGAGCACCAGGGUCAUCAGCACCACCUACUGUAGAUCUGUCGUCUGCCAUCACAUCAGAAACACUGCAAGCUGUAGUCAACAACCCAGCUGUUGUAGAGGAGUUGUCACAACAUCUACCGUCUACUCCGGGUGUAGCCUCUCAGCAGGAACAUCUGCGUUCUACACUAGCCUCGCCGCAGUUCCAACAGGCUGUCAGCUUGUUUAGCACGGCUCUGCAGUCUGGUCAGCUGGGUCCAAUAGUGUCCCAGUUUGAGGUCGGACCCGAGGCAGUCAGUGCUGCCAACCAAGGCAACAUGGAGGACUUUGUCAAGGCUCUGCAGAACACCAGCCUCAACUCCAGCAGCAGCAGCGAGCCCUCGCAACCCGAGAAGCGCAAGAAAACCGAUGACAAGAAGGACGACGAUGACGAAGAUAUGGCUUUAGAUUAGUUCCCUUCUUGAUUUUUGUUCAGUUAUUCAGUCAUUACAGACCAAAUAUAAUACAGUAUGAAACUAA